AUGGCCGAGGAUACGCGAGACGGAAACUCGACCCCCUCAUCAACUCCGAAAAACAAACCAAAACAUGAUUUCCCCAAAUCUCAAGUUGGGAAGCUAUGGGAUGCUUUUGGGAACCCUGAGGAACCGAUCAAUGUCCUCCCGGGAGCGACAUAUGAUCCAAGCCGCGAGAAACCAAAAGAAUUGACCAUGUCACAGUCUCUCAGCUCGAUUACUAUGAAAGACUUCAGCAAUUUUCACAGGAAGCCAUGCGCUCGGGAUUCGCUGAUGUUGGGAAUGGGUGCUGGCUUUGGUAUCGGAGGUAUUCGGGGCAUAGUUGGAGGAUUCACGGCUAUAUGGCCUGCUUGUAACUGGGCAGUUGGGACAUUCGCGAUUACUUCGAUUAUUUCUUACGAAUUCUGCCAACGUCGCCGAGUCAAUGAAGUGAAGGGGAUGAAAGAGGCUGUAGAGCUCAUGCAACAACUCAAAGUCAAGAAAGAGAAAGAAACUGAGCAAUUGAAAGCAGCCCGGGAGGCCGAGGCGGCGACAGAACGCAAGCAAAAGAGUUGGACCAAUCUUUCGAAUUACAAGUUUUGGUAA
Talaromyces proteolyticus is the source of this 576-nucleotide messenger RNA. RefSeq lists its product as uncharacterized. Lineage: Eukaryota; Fungi; Ascomycota; Eurotiomycetes; Eurotiales; Trichocomaceae. Gene Ontology annotation, biological process: mitochondrial respiratory chain complex IV assembly. The transcript has 2 exons. The record is from RefSeq and is a predicted model, not a curated record. Bases 1 to 576 code for a protein of 191 amino acids. Gene Ontology annotation, cellular component: mitochondrial inner membrane; mitochondrion.